This is a messenger RNA of Colletotrichum scovillei, 1150 nucleotides long. RefSeq names its product D-lactate dehydrogenase (cytochrome). Gene Ontology annotation, cellular component: mitochondrion. The transcript is spliced from 5 exons. Bases 68 to 1150 code for a protein of 360 amino acids. Gene Ontology annotation, biological process: lactate catabolic process. Gene Ontology annotation, molecular function: FAD binding; D-lactate dehydrogenase (cytochrome) activity; D-lactate dehydrogenase (NAD+) activity. The record is from RefSeq and is a predicted model, not a curated record. NCBI's taxonomy places the organism in Eukaryota, Fungi, Ascomycota, Sordariomycetes, Glomerellales, Glomerellaceae.
CGCGGGUUCCAGUGUAGAGGGCAACUUUUCCUCCACACACCCCGGGGUCUGCAUUGACUUAUCCCUUAUGGACAAGAUUGUGGAGUUUCACCCAGACGACUUGGAUGUGACUGUGCAGGCUGGCGUAAACUGGACUCAACUUAACGAAAGCAAUGAGCUCAAGGCAAGUGGGUUGUUCUUGCCUCUCGAUCCUAGCCCAACGGCACAGAUUGGUGGCAUGAUUGCAACGAACUGUAGUGGAACCAAUGCCAUGAGAUAUGGCACGAUGAAGGACUAUGUUCUAAGUUUGACUGUUGUACUAGCGGACGGCUCUAUCAUCAAGACCAGGCGUCGGCCGCGCAAGACUUCGGCUGGUUACAACCUGAACAGCCUAUUUACCGGAUCCGAAGGCACACUUGGAAUUAUCACGGAGGCAACCCUAAAACUAGCGGUUGUACCAUCUGACUACAGUGUGGCAACCGCUACAUUUUUAACCGUAAAGGAUGCUGCGGACGCGGCGUCCAAGAUGAUUCGCAAAGGCAUCAACCUCGCCGCUUGCGAACUCAUGGAUGAUGAACAGAUGAAAGUCAUAAACAAGAGCGGUGGAGUGGGAGGAAAGAUGUGGGAAGAGUUACCGACUCUGUUUCUCAAGUUUUCAGGUUCGCGACAAAACAUCGAGGACAGUGUUCGGUUGGCAAAGAGCGUCAGUAGUUCUUCCAAGUGCCAGACAUUUCUCUCUGCGAAGAAGAAAGAAGACAUGGACUCUUUGUGGUCCGCUCGCAAACAAGCUCUUUGGGCUUGCCUUGCUGCCCGCCCGGAGGGCACGGAAAUCUGGUCUACCGAUGUAGCAGUUCCAAUCUCACGUAUGGCACAAAUGAUAGAGGAAUCCAAAAACGAUGCAAUACAGAUGGGCCUCUUCUCCAGCGUACUUGGCCACGUUGGUGACGGCAACUUCCAUCAGAUGAUCAUGUAUGAUCCGAAGAGACCAUCGGACGUGGCGAACGUGAAGGGCUUCAUAAAUGGAAUGAUGCACAAAGCUUUAGAGAUGGAAGGAACUGUGUCGGGCGAACAUGGCAUCGGCAUUGGGAAGAAGCAUUGCUUACUUGAAGAAUUGGGCUCUGACACAAUUGGGGUAAUGAAGGCUAUCAAAGGUCGCUUGGAUCCUCAGUGA